AUGAAGCCACUGAGGCGUACUGGCGGAGAAGUCAGGUCCCGCCAUCCCUCGGCUCGCUCGCGGCGUCAAUCCCGACUGCAAAGAGAGCGCCCAAAUAAGUGCCCCAGGUCCGUUCCGGGUGCUGCUGCUCCUAGGUCAAGCGAGAGUUGCAUGCCGAACUCGGCCGGUCUUGACCCCGAAACGGUGGCUCAGGACGAUGGGCAAAAACCUUCACAGCCAUUAGCGGAAUGGUACGAGAUACAACCUGAUGACCCAGAUUCCGACUACGAUGACGAAUGCGCGAUCUAUGAUGAUGACAGCGCCGAAAAGUCUAGCGUCAGCGAAGAGACUUCAAACUCGCGUUACCCUCUUAUCAUUCUCUUGUUCAAGAAGGAGACACGCGACAGAGGUAUGGGCAAUGUUGUCCCUCCUUCCACCCCAGCACUGCCUUGGAAUCUUCCCAGCCAGCCUGCUCCGCCUAUCUUGGAUGUCUCUUUCAACGAUUUUGACGAUGCUCCGUUAAUUAUGAGCCGCGGUAAGAGCUCGGUGCCGCUCAAGUCCAUCACUGAGGCACCGCCGUGCUCCGCUAUCUAAGUGCCUCUAGAAGGUCUCUACUACCAACACAGUCCUCGAGCACCUCCAUACUUCCCACAACGUUGCGAACUUGAAGUAGUACCCCGAGAGGGUCUGCGCCAACACAAAUGAGGAUCUUCCGAGCCCUGUGAAGCACCACGUUACCGAACAAUAUGAAAGUUACCAUUCUAAUGGCUGGUGAAAGUAUUCAUUGUGAGCUAUCAAUGACGGCGAUGGGGGAAGCAAUGCAUCGGAAAAGUUUUCAC
This is a messenger RNA of Colletotrichum scovillei, 818 nucleotides long. RefSeq lists its product as uncharacterized. The record is from RefSeq and is a predicted model, not a curated record. Lineage: Eukaryota; Fungi; Ascomycota; Sordariomycetes; Glomerellales; Glomerellaceae. Bases 1 to 573 code for a protein of 190 amino acids. The transcript has 2 exons.